AUGGCUUCUACAGGCACUCGCGUAUUCGCAUUGCUCAUAGCGAUCGACACUUACAAAUCCCCCGAACUUCGGAACCUCCGCGAAUGCGUCAACGACGCUAUCCUCUUCAGAAACUACCUCAUCGAAACAUUUGGACCACACAACGACAAAAACAUUCGUCUCCUGCGGAAUGCAGAAGCGACCCGCGAGGCUAUCCUCUCCACUUUCUUCAGCCACCUCAUCGAUAAUCGCAACAUCCAACCUGAGGAUCCAGUGAUCUUCUACUUUGCCGGACAUGGGAUCCGAACUAUGAAACCAGACGGGUGGCCUGUAGACUCGAAGGAUAUGAAGAUCGAGGCCAUUUGUCCGCACGACGAGCGCUGUGUGGACCCGAGGUCCAACCAGGCUGUCUGGUGCAUUCCGGAUAUCACGAUCGCAAAGCUUCUGAGGCAGCUGGAGAUUCGGAAGAGGACCAACGUCACCGUCAUCCUCGACUCUUGCCAUUCCGGUGGCGGUAUCAGGAAGAAAGACGAGAACGAAGAAGACUACCUCCCCUAUCGCUGCCGAAACGUCCUACCAGUUGAUGAAACCCCCUUCCCGCCCCACAUCGACCGAAAAAUCUGGGAUCUCCCAGACACCAUCGGCCACAUCUCGAAACAGUCGAACGAUAUCGAAGGCCUCCGCAAGAAAUACGGCACCGAAACCCUUCUGGCAGCCUGCGAUCCCAAGGAGAAAGCCAAAGACGGGUACUUCACGCGCGUCCUCGUCGAAAAGCUACGCUCUCGCCGUGGCGUAUAUACAACCCUAUCCGACCUCGAUGCACUCGUACCCUCGAGGUCUGACCAGCACCCAGUAUGCCAAGGCAAUCCCAACAAGGUCCUAUUUUCAACCACGAUCAUCGACUCGGAGAAACGCAAGUUCUUAUUGAAGCAGUUGGACAAUGGGAAAUUCGAGGUUAACGCCGGUGGCAUCCACGGUAUCGCGCGUGGAACGUUAUUCCAACUCCCCAAUCGUGGAGGAGUGCUUAUGGCCGAGUCGACACAAGUGUUCAGCUCCAUCCUCGUCAAGACACCCCAAACAUCACCCAACGCCGUUCUCACCACCGGCGUUCCCGUAUACGCCAUCCCUUCUCUCAAGGAGUCCAUCAUGGCCGUCUGGCUCGACGCAAACCUCAAGAACCGACUCGGCGCCCGCCUCCCUAUUCCAACCAACGAAUCCUGGUUCACUUUCCUGCCAGACAGCGCCAUAUCCAAAGCCCACAUCCACCUCACCUGGCGCGAAGCCGUCCGGUCCCAACCCGAAAAAGUCAUCGUCAACCUCCUCGACCCGCUCUUCGCCAACACCAACGCCAAAUCCACCGCCUUCGCGUACAGAGACGUGUGCUCGAGGUUCGAGCAAUUCCUCGAGACGAUCGCGUUGUUCCGGUAUCACCUGGGCAGGAACAAGGGCUGCUCGAAGCUAUUUACAGAGUGCGCUUCGCCUGUGGAUCAGAAGGAUCCAUUGUGUCGCUCGGUGGAUGUCGCGAUGUAUCGGGUUGAAGAGAAGGAUGCCGGGUAUGUUCCUGUGGAACCGGCCGUGAACCUCUUCAAGAAGGGUGUGGCAACCCUCAAGUCGUCGUCUAACACCCAGUACGGAUUCCGCAUCCUCAACAAGAGCAAAACCAGCGAUUUGUAUUUCUACGUCUUUUAUUUCGAUCCUGCGAGUUUUAGUAUUGAUCUUAUGAGCGUCCCACAAGCAGCCAAAAAGAGCCCGGGGGAAUCUAUCACUCCGGGAUACGCCUCCGAACCAGAUCCAUUCGAUUUCGCCCUCGACGAACCCGACCGCGCACAAAGCGGUUUCAUCAAAGUUUUCGCAUCGACGCGGCCUGUGGAGAGGAUGGAAUCGCUGGAGCAGAAGGAAGCUGGGAGGGCGCAGUCGACGCGGAAGAUUGGCCCGAGAGAAGGCGGUGGAAAGGAGGAUUGGGGAGCGUGGGUUGGUGUUAUUGAUGUUUUACCUGCAAGGGGGGUGGGGCGUGGUGUAGGUGGGGAAGAUGUUGGAACUGGAGAGGAAGUGGAAGAAGCAGAGGAAGCGGACGAAGCGGACGAAGAUGAGAUGGUGGGAGACGAGGGAGAAGGAGAGGAUAUACCCGACUUGAAGGAGAACUCGGUGGACACCAUUGGUGAUGAGGAGAAGCUCCCACAACCAGUUAAUUGA
Messenger RNA from Coprinopsis cinerea okayama7#130, 2172 nucleotides. RefSeq lists its product as hypothetical. The coding region runs from base 1 to 2172 and encodes 723 amino acids. NCBI's taxonomy places the organism in Eukaryota, Fungi, Basidiomycota, Agaricomycetes, Agaricales, Psathyrellaceae. Gene Ontology annotation, biological process: proteolysis. The record is from RefSeq and is a predicted model, not a curated record. Gene Ontology annotation, molecular function: cysteine-type endopeptidase activity. The transcript has 5 exons.